This is a messenger RNA of Xyrichtys novacula (pearly razorfish), 9671 nucleotides long. NCBI's taxonomy places the organism in Eukaryota, Metazoa, Chordata, Actinopteri, Labriformes, Labridae. The record is from the annotation of a GenBank genome assembly.
GUCCCGGCCAACUUUUUCCCAGCUUGGCAGGCACAGUCCAGUGAAGGCUAUGGUGGGAGAGGACGUACUCGGACUUUUAGUGAGCUCUGUAUCAGCCCGUGCCUGACCUGUUGUUGCUGUACUCUGGUAUGAAAACAUGUCUGUGAACGAAGUGCACGUGCUCCGGCCCUUCAAGCUUAUCGCGCUACUCUGCGUCUUCCUCGCGCUCUGUUUGGACGUGGUGGCUCUGCUCAGUCCAGCCUGGGUCACCGCCGAGCAUUUCUCCCUUUCUCUGUGGGAGUCCUGCUCCCAGCCCGAUGCACGACACUCGGGAGAAGAGGCUGCGUGGACCUGCUUCUCCACCCUCACAUCUGGUAGGGAUCAAUAACAGUCUUUGCAGCCUUUUUCCACACUUUCACUGCACUCGUUGUUCUAACUUUGUGUGUUUGGGGUCAGACUCAGGGAUUUUGAUUGAUGCUGAAAAAAGUAACAUGAUUUUGUGAGUGAAGUACUUUGUACAAGAGGAACUGUUUACAGAGGGAUCAUCAGUGUAGGAUCAGAACAUGUUUUUAGUCAUAUACAAAGGUUUUCAUACUAGGUAGGAGAUAAAGAAGAGUUUUUGUUUGGCAGUAUAGGCUGGCAACUGUGGACACAUCAUUUUUAUACACAAAUAAGCAAAAAAAAAAAAAAAAAAAGAUGUACUGAUGUGAAUUUGGUACCUUUUCAGAAAAACAAACAAAGAAAAAAGAAAGAAAAUGGAUUUUAAUCAAGAAUAAAGAAUUUAAAUUUGAUAUUCUGUCUUAUAUUAUGCAGUUUUAUGAGAUGAUAAGUAAGAGAGAGCUGUAACCAUAGAGGGAGGAAAGUAAACAACAGAAAUACCCAGCAGUAUGGCUUCAAUUCAGAUAAUUACAGUGAGGUAUUUACUCAGGGAAUACAUGUAAACCAUAUAUAUGAGAUGUUCCAACUCAGAGUUAUGAAAUUGUCCCCUGGGCAGCUUAUGUUUUAGUUGGCUUGUUUAUACUCUGAGCAGCAGCUAAGGCAUCCAGGGCUUCUUGUGAUAAAUUUCCUCUGUGCAUACCAGAGCUGUGACGUGGACUCACUGUAACAAACACAUUGUCGUGAUGCUCAGUUCAGCCACGCCAGCAUAGUUUGAUUGCAUAUUGAAAUAGAAUCAGCCAUUGUGUUAUCAGUUUUAUUGUGAUUGCUGAGUAAGUACUUUAAAGUACAUAAAGUGCCAGUUUCACAUGCUGCACCAAGAGAUACAUCUUUUUGGUAAACAAAGGGUUAACCACUUCAACCCGAAGAAGGCCUUUGAGUGGGAUUGAAGAGACACAAUAAGCAUCCUCCCCACCAGCCUCCUCAGUAGGUCUGGACCCACCAGGUCGUCUUUUGUCAAGCAGAGAGACCACAUGACCGAACUGUGUGAAGCCUUUCCCACCCACCAGAAGAGGAGAUUCACAGUUAAUGUAGCAGAUUAAACUGCGGCAAGCUGCUGAUCUCUGCGGUAGAUUGGCUGAUAUUAUCUCAUUUAAAUAUCCAGCAGCUGACUAUUUAAUGGUUAGGAAAAAAAAGUUAAUUAGCAAAGUGUACAAGGAUUGGACGAAAAUGUUUGAGUGUUUUGCUGAAGGGUUGCUGAAAUAUUUUAGAUUUUAUAGUAUCUUUUGGCGCCACACAAAAACCUGCAGAGGGCACCACAAAUGUGAUGUUUUGGUGCUCCUGAGGAAUGUGUUGGAUGAAUAGGAGGGGGUUUGUCGCUUUGAAUGUCUGCAGAGCUCAUUAAAGCACUAAGGGAGGGGCGUGGUGGGGUUAAAGGGGCAGUUCCCCCCAAAAGGCAAAGCAGAUUUGUAAUGCAGGGACUUUUAUUCUUGACUCCAGAUUCUUGAAUUUGGAUGAUGUUAUCAAUCCUAUUUGUACUAGUUUUUGGCUUAAGCCUUUCGUGUAUCGGACAGCUUCAGAAAUAGAAAAGGUUGGGAGAGAGUAGGGGGUAACAUAACAUAACGUGCACCAAAUUAUGUUAGACUUAGAAAUGACCCAAAAGGACUAUAACCACUAUACAUGUAACUGCUUUACCAGCAAAGCUAAACCAGCGGCUCUUUUUUCAGCCAUCUUCCUGUAAUUGGACAGAUCAGCGGGAGGGAGACAGUAAACAUGGGGUGUAGGUUGUAGAGAUGGCAUGUAGCAUAGGGGCGUAGUCUGGAGUCAUAUUGGUCACCACUGUGACAUGGGCUCUUGCCUCUGAACAUGGGGACUUAAACUGCUGAGCCACCUGGUGUCCGGUGUUAUGUGAGCUAACCGAGGAAAUAUUUCCUCUUUGACAUCUCAAAGACAAAAGAAUCAGGAGCUCAGAGAAACAGAAAAACAACCACUGAAUCAUGUUGCUCAGUCUGUGAGCUUCAUCGAAUGCAAAUCUCCCUCACAGGUUAGUCUUUAGAGUUUAGGCUUUCUCCUGACACCCACAACAAGAACAGGCAGGAGAGGAAACUAUGAGCAUCUUUUUCAGAAUACAUUUCUGGUUUCAGGCUUUGUGUAAAUACCGUACUGAAUGGAGAAGCUUUGAAAACCAUGCCUUGUGUAGCUUUAGUCUCCAGACGAAAAAAUCUUCUAACAGAGAGGAAGUAAGGGGUUUUCUUUCCACAAAUAGCCCCUGAAGUUUGUUUGGAAUAAAAAGAAUAAAUUUUCUGUGACUGAGCCACAAAAGCUGAACUAACAUGGAAAAAGGCUUACAGCCGCAAACAGACGCUCCAGCAACACCAACCAAAGACACGCCAACCUGAGCUUAGAGUCUCAAAGCACCCCAGUGAAAAUUCCACCUAAAUGAGCAAAGAAAUAACUGCACAAAUGCACUUCUCAGGUAAAAGCAAAACAAAAAUCUGGUGAACUUUUAUACAGAUUUAUGCAAAAUUGUGCAAAAAUUAUCUUCUAGAUAAAGACAAAUGUACAAUAAAUAAAAAAAGACACCGAUAAAGUUUAUUUGAUGAUAAAUGCAUCUGAAACCAAAGGGCAGAAAAAAAAAAACACAUUUUAACUUUAAAAUUGUAUCAGAAAUGGAUUAACAUGGAUGAAGUCACUAUGAUGCUCUCCCAGUCACUGACCAGGUUCCUGAUGAGGCCUGUUCUCCGGUGCAGGCCGCCUGCUCGGCUCCAUUCUCUUUACUCUGUGGGAUUAACUCUUGUUUUGUGUUUGUCAACACAGCAGUUCAAUUCAGCAGUCCCGUUCUGUGAAUCGAGCUGUUGUUGACCAUUUUGCUCCUCUCAAACCUGCGUGUGUGUUGUCCUACAGACUGGCAGAUUGCCACCUUGGUGCUGCUGGUGGCUGGAGCUGUGGCAACGCUCGUGGCUUUUUUGGUGGCACUGAUUUCCCUCUGCAAGGGGACUCACAGACAGCACUACCGCAUCGUGGCUGUGUUCCUCUUCACUGCAGGUAUGUGUGCCUCCACCUUUUUUAUCACUUUUACACCAGCUCUGGGAUCUUGUGUACUAACACAUCAUGUUCAUGCACAUUUAGAAACUAAAGAGAGAGCAUAUGUGCUAGCAGCAACCACAACAAUUUCCAUAUAGCUGUGUUUUUUUCGUUCCAGCGCUUAUAUUAGAUAGACGGGUGCAGAGGGAAAGUAGCAGCUGAAUGAGGCUCGCUGGUUGAGCUCAUUCUUUCUGUGGUGAGAAGUCUGAAGAACGGCCGGCUCAUGUGCCAAGAAAAAGCAGCCGCAGAAUUUGCAGACUUACCAACAAAGUGAAGUCAGUCAGGGAAAAUAACCGACCACAGGCGUCUUUGCCAGCAGUACUGCCUCAUACUUGGACUGAUCUUCUUAAGCAUGCUCUGUAAGGGGGACCUUUGUGUGACACACGUGAGGGAGGGAGGAUCUGUUCCUAAAACAAAUGAUGAAAUCCAAUGGUUUCUAUCCCAACACACUGGUCAGUACACUGCUGAGGAGUUGCAACACCUUAAUUAUAGCUUCUGCUUACUUUACAAUAAAAACAGUGAUGUAACACUAACCACUCACCGCUACUUAACUAGUACCCAGUUUUUUCCAGUGUGCAUAAUAAAAGUGGACUAUAUAAGAAACAGACUUUCCUCCUUAAGCAGUUUUACACAAAAACACGGACAGAAAAGUGUUUUGAACAGGAGAAGUCAUACUUCUGUUUGCGAAAAAAUAACAUUUGUAGAUUGAUGUGUAAAUUUGUGGAUAAGUAGAUAACACCCACCUUAAGGAUAUACAUAUUUAACACAGAGCCUGUGUUAGAAGAAUAAAAACAGAGGAAAUAAGCUUUUUGUAGCAUUUCCAAACUCAAAACCGAGAUUAUUCUGUGAUAAAACUUCAAAAUGGUUUCAGAUGUUCUUAAAUUUAAAAACUUACUUUUACAGACUUGCUUUUAUGUGAUGCCGUCUUUUAUUAUUUAUCUUUUAUCUGUCAUCUCUUAUCUCAUUUCGGCCUUACUGUCUUUUUAUUUAUUUUUUAUUAUUAUUAUUUUUUAUACUUGUACUCUUUUCUUAACUAACCUUUUAAGCCUUUUUAUUGUUUUAUCUUUUGCUCAUUUCUGUUGCUCUAUUUCAUCAAUGCUUUUAUUAUCAGGAUUACCUGUUAUUAUUUUAUUAUCAUUAUUGAUAUUGCCUCUUAUAUCUACUAUCCUGUUUCCGCUUUCGACCCCCCUUUUAAUUGCAUUUUCCUUUUUUCUUAACUAUCUUAUGUCAUGGUCUCAUUUUAUGUUGCAUGGUUCUUGUAUUGUCUGGGUUCCUUAUGACAUGAAAAUGGCCUUCAAUUCCAUUUUUACUGAGCUUUUUGUUUUUAUCGGUCUUUUUCCAUGUGCUCUAUGACUACAUGUCAAAGCUCUUUGUAAACUGUUUUUUAAAAGUGCUAUACAAAUAAAGUUAUCAUUUUUAUUAUUUUUAAUUAUAAAUCGAGACGGCACAGUUAUUGUUAGCUUCAGAGGAGCUUGUGUAUUACCUUGCCGUGUAUACCUUGGAUUCCAGGCUUAUUGCUAAACUGCUAACCGGCUGACAGUGAAAACAGCGAAUAGGCGUAAUUCUCAUAAACUAUUUAAGAAAAAUGCAUGAUCCUCUUUGUUGUUUUAAACCUGGAUAAAUAUUGCAAAGGUAUUCAAGAUCUUACAAUUUCUCUACCAAUCUGUACACUGCUACAGAAAGUAUCCUUUUAUUAUAUUUACUAGAUUUCAUUUAUUUCAAGAAGUAGCAGAUGAUUAGGAUAAUUGAGGAAGAGUGUUUGUGAUUAAGUUUCAUUUGUAAUGUAAGGCGUUUUUGUCUCGCUCUGGACCAGUGUGCUCAGUCGACUUAUUGGCUGUGGUUGUGACUGUUAGCCAUUUACAGCGAAGUGUGGGACUGCAGUGUUAUCCUUUCCUGUGUGUAAUUGCUUUAAGAGCCCUGGGAGGAUAAUGUCUCCUCACAGACGUUUAGUCCUCAGCAGAGCAGCAGCACAGGGCCUGGACUGUUAAAUGCCCCUCAGCAGGACCAUGGCUGCGUGGUAUUUAUUUUCUGUCCGGAAAUAUGACCUCAGAGGACUUCGGGCUCGGUCUGGGCUUCAUCAACACAGCCACAUUCUUGGGCUGCCUCCUGCACGCCCACUACCGCGUCCUGUAGGAAGGAAAGGCGGAGUCGUGGUUACUCAGAGUCCCUUCCCCAGGAGUCACCUCGCAUGCAGGGAGAGGAAAUAAAGUAGCUGGUGUGAGGACCACAAUGUGCCUUUGAUCAUACACACGCACCAUUAAUCACAGUGGCGCCAACACAUUUACCACCGGUGCUCAAUGAUCCUGAAUGGUUUUAAGGGAAAUAUGAUUCACAAAGAAGUGGAGGUCAGAAGAAUAAUAAUGAUUGUUUGAAAAGUUUUCCACAUGCCAUUGAACAAAGAAGCUGCACAAGCUUUACUUUGGGGUGCUGGAAUAUUGAGACCUCAGUGUCUGUAAGGAGGAAAAGAAACCUCAAAGGAGAGAGAAACCCACAGAAGGAUGUUUCAAGUGAAGGUGUUUUAUUCUCUUUAUAGAGGACUCAAACUGGGAAAAAAAAGCUUUAACCUUAUUUUCCUGCAUAUCAGAAUCUGAUAUGUUGUUGGCAGCAAACAUAGAACAACUGUAGGAUUAAUAGUGUAGAGGGAGUAUUUAGUCUGGAAGGAAGAGCUGCAGCUGUAGUCGUUAUUUGGUCUUCAAAUGAUGGGGGGAAAUGAAACGUACCAGGCAGAAAUGGGUUUAACUAAAAGUAUUACAUAGAAAUGAUCCAUCUUGUCACUUACGGUCUUUUUGCUUUUCAUGGAUCAUGAAGCAGCAUCAGUACUUACUCCUGUGUGUGUCUUGGAACAGACUGUGAUUAAUAUGGAUGCCUCUUUAUGACUUAGGAUGGUUGACUGUUGCUAUACACAUAUUUUGUUGUUUUUUUUUUGUGUGUGUGUGUGUGUUAGAUGUCAAAGCAGCCUUUUUGUACAUUUUCUACAGCAAAGAGUCUCAACAAGUGAUUAAUUUGAUAGUUGAAAAUCAGCAUUAUGAUUUAUUUAAAUAAAAAACACCAUUGAAAUGUGUAGGAGGUACUAUUUUGUCUACAGGGGGAGCCAAAUUUGACACAGACUGAAAGUUACUCAUAAUAGCUUCAAAUAAUUAUCAUCAUCAUGAAUUGAUUUGUCUCAUGAUAACUGUUUUUGUCGUAGUGGUUCUGCAGGCCUGCGCUCUGGUCCUCUACCCUAUCAAGUUCAUCGAUGGGACAGUUCUUCAGACAUAUCACGAGUUCAACUGGGGCUACGGGCUCGGCUGGGGAGCCACCAUCUUCAUGUUGGGCGCAGGGAUCCUCUUCUGCCUGCGGACGGACAUCUACGAGGAUGCAAUGUACUGAGCUUUUUAACCCCCGUCACCACAUGAUCACACAGACAAAUCCUCAAACAGGAGGUGUGCUACUUUCCUUCUCUCUGCACACAGCCUACGUGUAUGUAAGCACAGCCCCCCAUCUCUCUCUCUCUCUCUCUCUCUCUCUCUCUUGCUGUCUUGCUCUCACUGUUAUUUUUAGUCAGGUUGUGAAGGUCUAAUUUAGGCCAGGGCCCCCAGCACCCCUCCUCCCAUACAGCCAGUGGGUCCCUCAGCCCUGCCGGUAUCAGGGGUGAGGUGUCAACAGCUAAAAGCACACAGAGCUUUCUGGACGGGCACAGAUGCUGGACGUUUCCACUGCGUAUCGAUGUGGAUCUCUAUUGUUACAGAAACAGGACAUGAAUGUGCAGUGACUGAACAUUGAAAGGGAUUGAAUUCUUUCCUCAUUUCCUUUUUUUCAUUAUUUCUGUAUCCCUUUACAAAAGAAAAGCUUAUUGUAUAUGUAUUUAUGGCAUCUUUUUUUUUUUUCAUUUUUUAAAUAUUUAAAAAGCUGAACCUUCUCUGUGCGUUUCAGCUGAAACAUAUCUAGUAAUGCGAAGCCUUUUGAUAGCAGAAGUGUAGAUUUUUUAGCUUCUCCAGCUCUAGAGCUAUGAAGUGUUUAUAGUUUAAUAUGAAAAUCUUUUUUUUUUUUCAGAGGAAAAAUGUAAAUGUGUACAAAGUAUUUCUACACAAGGGAAAAUAUGAAAUAAAUGAUUGUAGUUUUGGGAGUAUAAGGUGUUAAUUAUUGUUAAUGCGCCCCAUGCAGCAGUCUUUCACCCUUUUUGCACCUGACAGCAAUGGCAGAAAUGCAGAGCUUUCCUCAGCCAGAGCAAACAUACCUUUGAGAAAGCCUUUUUUGUAUGUUUACACAGACAUCAGUGGGUUGCUAGCUUGCAGUUUGUUAAUGUGUGAUCGUGGCGCUUAUUGAUAGGAGGAGAAAAACCUUUUCUUCUGCAGCUAAACUCCUGCAGUAAAUUUUUUUAAAUCAUCUUUAUCGUGCCACAUUAUUUUUUUUCUGUCAGGGUUAGACAAUCGUGAAAGCACACUAAAAGUACACAAAGGUACCAUCUAUGUGAAACUAGACUACCAUGCACACAACAUACUCUAGGUAGUUUAUGUAUGUUUUCAUAUGUGCAAAUGAGAGGCAAGCACAAAAGAGUCCUAAUAUCCCCUUAGUGUUGAGUGUAAAAAAGACAGCACAUCCACUCCUGAGCAGCCUGAUGUGAAGUGUCCAAGUACACACUUCUUGGUUUAAACUGUAACAGCUGGUUAAAGAAACCUUUUGUAGAGGGAAAGUCUGCAAAUAAACAAUCCGAGCAGCUGAAGACGUGUGAAAACUCCCCAGCUGUGGACUGUGUUUCCUUCCUGAAUCAACAGCUCCAAAGGGAAAUAAAAACCUCAAUUUCAGCUCCAGCAUGAGAACCUGACACUUGACUCCUGUGAGUAGUGAAAUGCAGUGUGUUGAGUAUGUGAAGUGGCUGUCUUAUAAUAGCGGUGACCUCGGGGGAAUCUUUGAAAUGUGAUUUCGGUUUUUUUAAAGUUGCUGGGGUUAAACUGCAGAAUGAAGAGGGGGGAAAACCUUUCUGUGUAGUUUGUAAAGCACAACGAAGAUGUGAUUUCUUGUGUGACACGUGUAACGCAUGUUGUCAUUAGUUAAUGAAUGGCGCAGAAGGACACUAUUCUCUUUAAAUGAGUAGAACAUUGACCAAGGAUACUCAAAUAUUACACCCCAGGAGUAUUUUUUAGGGAUAAAUGUGCACCACAAGUUGAAUUCACAUUAUAUUCCAACAUUUUCUCAGGUCAUUUUUAAAGAAAUAAAUGAGAUAAAAGAUAGUUUUAUAGUAAGUACACUAAGUUUUGUGUGGGUCAUAUCACCAGAAGUUUCAUCUUAGAUUGCAUGCAUCAAAGUUAACAAGAAUAUGUUCUGCAAUCGUCCCAAAAAAACACUUUUAAUCUUUCAUAUCAGAUCUUAACUCUGACUGCUUUAUUUCUGUUCAGGUCUAUUGCUCCUCAAUCUCAUAUGGUCAACUCUGAUAAUAUUUUACUGCUGCAAAGCUAAAAAAACAAACAUCAAAAACCUAAACAGUCAAGGCUUACAGUGUGGCUCUUCAUUGGGCUGCAGGGUGAUUCAUGCAGUGGAAUAUGUAUUAAACCAUCUGAAAGUGAAUCUUGAUCCCUUUUCCAUGCUCUGUGAAAUUAAAGAGGUGGAACAGAAAGAUUGGUAGAGUGAUUUACUGAUUUAGUUAAGAUGAAACAAACCUGCUUUCAAGUAUAACUGUUUCAAUGCUAAAUGGCACAAGAAAACAGCCUAUCAGCAACAUAAAAGUGAAGUAUUCAUGAAUACAAAUGUUGAUUUUAAUCUAGAAAUAAAUGGCAUAGAUUUGACACACUUAUUACAAAGUCUGUGGAGAAUAAAGCCUCUGCAGCUGCUGCUCAAUGCUCUCAUUGCUGAAUAUUUCACACAUGACACACUGCAGCCAACAAAGCCAAAGUAAAAGACAGUUCUUUCACCCCAGCUGUUCGGACACGCAACACAUCCAGCCACAUGUGGUCAGUCUCAAGCAUUAAAUUGAAUUUGUAUGAGAGAUAGCGUUGCCCCUGCAGAGUAGCCUGGCCCCUGGGUGCAGUAACCAGCCAGGCCCUGCACUCAAUCACUCUGCAGGGACAGAUUCCAGUUACUGAACCCCGGGGACAGAGACAAGCGAGAGCUCUGACACCUUGGUGGAAAAAGAACAAGGUGGGGUUACUGUCAUAAUUAUGCACUUAUGAAUAACAAAUGCAAGAUGGUUUUUAAUUCAAACCUGAUGCUGGUUUACUCCUCCCAAGAUGCUGCGCAGUUGAAGUCCUCUGCAGACU